This is a messenger RNA of Podarcis raffonei (Aeolian wall lizard), 2649 nucleotides long. RefSeq names its product lipase G, endothelial type (gene LIPG). The coding region runs from base 252 to 1751 and encodes 499 amino acids. The record is from RefSeq and is a predicted model, not a curated record. The transcript has 10 exons. Lineage: Eukaryota; Metazoa; Chordata; Lepidosauria; Squamata; Lacertidae. Gene Ontology annotation, molecular function: lipoprotein lipase activity; protein binding. Gene Ontology annotation, biological process: lipid metabolic process.
UCCGCUCCCUGCGCUCGCGCGCGCCUCUCGCCUCUUUCUCCACUUCCAUCUCCUCCUCCAAGAGAGAGAAAGCCCGGUGCUUUGCCGUUUCUGCAGGCUCAGCAUCAUCUCGCCCCCUUUCCCCCCAAAGCAAAAGGAAAGGAAAGAAGAAAGAAGAAGAAAAAGCCGGCUCUAGUUUGAGCAGCCUCAGCAAGUCAAGUGCAGCGUCGGAAGGAGGAGGCGCACAAGACGACUCGGCGUUUGCUGGAGCGAUGAGAACUUUUGCCGUCCUGCUGUGCAUCGCUCUCGCCUCUUGCGCGCCCCGGGAGGACGCCUUGCAAGCGGAGAGGGACCCCCAGGGAGAUGUUGGCGUUUCUCAGCUGCUAAAGCCAGCAGAACCGCCGAAAGUUCUCAAGCUGCCGGUGAAAUUCAAUGUCCGCACUUCUAGGGACCUAGAAGACAAAGGGUGCUACCUCACUACGGGCCAAGACCAGCAUUUGGAAGACUGCAAGUUUAACGUCUCUGCUAAAAGCUUCUUCGUUAUUCAUGGAUGGGCGAUGACUGGCAUGUUUGAGAGUUGGCUGGGGAGUGUUGUGUCGGCUUUGCAGGAGCGAGAGAAGGACGCCAACGUGGUGGUGGUCGAUUGGCUCCCUCUUGCCCACCAGCUGUACACAGAUGCUGUGAACUACACCCGAGUGGUUGGGAAGGAAGUGGCCAAGCUGCUUAACUGGUUGCAGGAGAAAGAACGCUUCCAGCUCCAAAAUGUCCACCUGAUUGGCUACAGCCUGGGGGCCCACGUUGCUGGCUAUGCUGGGAACUAUGCUAUGGGGACAAUUGGCAGAAUUACAGGCUUGGAUCCAGCCGGCCCAAUGUUCGAAGGAGUUGACCCCAACCGACGCCUCUCUCCCGACGAUGCAGACUUUGUGGACGUCUUGCACACGUACACGAGGGAAACGCUGGGGGUCAGCAUUGGGAUCAAGAUGCCCGUGGGUCACAUCGACAUCUACCCGAAUGGAGGAGACGUCCAGCCAGGCUGCGGCUUGAGUGAUGUCUUGGGGUCCCUUGCCUACGGAAAUAUCGGGGAGGCUGUGAGGUGCGAACACGAACGGUCUGUGCACCUCUUUGUGGACUCCCUUGUGAACAAGGAUAAGCAGAGCUUUGCCUUCCAGUGCACGGACUCCAGCCGCUUCCGCAAGGGCAUUUGUCUGAGCUGUCGCAAGAACCGCUGCAACGGCAUUGGCUACAACGCCAAGAAAAUGAGGAACAAGAGGAACACCAAGAUGUACUUGAAGACGCGGGCCGACAUGCCUUUCAAAGUUUUCCACUACCAGAUGAAAAUGCAUGUCUUCAGCUACAAAAACAUGGGAGAAACAGAGCCUACUUUCUCUGUUACGCUACACGGCACCAGUGGGGACUCCCAGCCCCUGCCUCUGGAAGUGUUUGAGCAGAUUGGCCUGAACUAUACAAACACCUUCCUUGUCUAUACUGAAGAAGAUGUUGGCGAUGUCUUGAAGAUCAAGCUCACCUGGCAAGGAUCCACUCAGUCCUGGUACAGCUUGUGGAGAGAGCUGAAGAUGUACUGGACUCGGCCUGAGAAUUCGUCCAAGGAGCUCCAGAUCAGGCGGAUCCGUGUGAAAUCUGGCGAAACUCAGCAAAAGCUCACUUUUUGCGCAGAAGACCCCCAGAAGACCAAUAUAUCUCCUGGUGAAGAACUCUGGUUCAUAAAAUGUCGAGAUGGAUGGCUAAAGAGGAACCAAACAAGAUCAGUAUGAAGCAUGCACUGAAUUGUCCUUCUUGGAUGACGUUCUUCAUUCAUCCUAACCAGCCAACUCAACUGGAGAAGGCAACUGCAGAAGACAAGCUCUGGGUGAAAAGAUGUUGCUGCAAACUCUUUUUUAAUUUUCUUUCUUGCUAGCACUUGCAACAGUUUGCUGUUUCAAGAUGGAUGUCCUCAUUUCCAAGAACUGUGAUGACAUGGACAUUAUUUCUAGGAAAAUCGGAACACCACAUAUUUAUGGCUUCAGAGGCUACCCUUAAUAACUCCCUCCAACUCCCAAGAGCCUGUUACUAAACUUAUCCUUCUUUGGGAGAGUCCUUAGGCACCUAAACCACUUUAUCCUGAUAAUUUUUCAUGUGCAAGCUCUGCCUUUGCACCACACUUUUCUAAAGGCUGAUCUUUGCAUUUGGACCAAACAUGUGGCAAAGAGUCUUGGAGACUGUAUUAUUUCAGACUGCAGGAAUUGGGGCGCACAUUUUGUCUCCUUUCCUCAAAUCAAAAUCCGCUUGUUUGUUCAAAAGUAUAAGGGCUGGAAGACCUGUUUCUAGCACAUCUGUACCGAGUGGCAAGCUAGUUUUCAACAUGCAGGAGGAUUUAUAUGUGGGGCAGACAUUCAGACGUAUAUUCCCACUACACACACAUGCAGUGUGAAAUGGUAUAAUGGCAGGAAUGUUGUGCCAUGUGGCUUUCCUGAAUAUUCAGAUCGGCCCUGCCUAGUGCGUAAGGAAGUUGAAACGUUAAUGUGACGGACACUGUGUGUUGAUUCUCAGCCGUGGUUUUUACUAUUGUGCGGUGUUUUGUUGAGAGGGAAGCACCCAAGCUGAUCUUAAAAAUUUCAUUGUUGAGGGACUCGAAUUUCUCCAGGUGAUUGUCUACACUACCACAUGGGAAAA